UCCGACCAUGCCGGGCUGAGCUGCAGCUGCUGACCUGCACCGCGCUCCGUCGCCGCUGCAUGCUCCAUGGCCGGAUCAUCCCUGACGACGCGGUCCGCCUGGCGCCACGCCACCAUGCCAUUAUAACCGACGACGCCGUUAGCGAGAGCCGCAGCGCGUGCCAACGGCCUCCGCAACGACCGCUCCUCGAUCGCGUGCUGGCAGUCGUGUCAGUCCGGCGCGCCGUGAACUCGCCCGCCAUGGCCGACGUGCUGGCCGUGGGCUCGGAGCGCCGCGUCCUCAUCAGCGGCUACGGCCUCCCCGCGCCUGCCCCGCCGCCGCCGCCUCCGCCGCCGCCGGAGAGCCUGCUCGGCCGCCUCGACCAGAUCGACCUCCGGUUGCGGCAGCUGGAGGAGCAGCGGGACGACGGCGCCGUGGCGCGGCGCGCGCCGCCGCACCAGGCGCAGCACCACCACACCAAGUCCCUGCCGUCGGCGCUGCAGCACGUGCAGGUGCGGGGCACGCUCAUGGACCGCCUCAACCUGCUCGAGUCGCGCAUCAGGCAGCUCGGCUGCGAGCUGGACCUGGACGUCGGCGGCAAGGCCGGGAGCUACGCUGACGCCGCCGCCCAUCUCGGGCUGGGGAGCUCCUCGUCCGUGGCGCCGCCGCCGGUCGAGGACCCCGCGUGGUCCGACACCGCGCCGAUGUCGGAGCCCCGCAGGGACCCGGCGGCGGUGAUGAUGCCCGCGCCCGCCAGCAGCAAGCCGGCGCCGGCGCCGGACGGGAAGAGCUGGAGCGCCGCGGAGAUCCUGCAGAGGGGCGCGCGCCAGCUCCACCGCAGCAAAACCAACCCACCCAAUAAGGUGAAGAACGUGAAGGAGGCAAAAUGUGCGUGCCAGAAGGAGAAGAGGAAGGCGGAGCGCGGCCGGACGAGCAGGAGAUGGUUCACCGUCGGAUGCUGAAGUAUUGAUUGCCCAUCAGGAAGACGAAUGGAUGGAUUUUCUGAUUGAUCUUCACCAAUCCAUAGAAGCUAUAAAUAUAUAAACUUACUUUUCUGUAAUUUGGUUUCUCCUUUGUUUUGCACUUUCGCUCUUCUUUCAUACGUAGCUGUAUACAGGUUCGUAUGUGUUUAUUGUAGCACUGUCUAGAUGCAAUGUUUUGAUUUGCCUUGUCCCAACUUAAAGUCUGCAGUCCUCAGUGAUUCCAAGGUGCAAUCCGUUUAGUCAGUCGAUGUGUGCGUCACAAGUUUGA
Panicum virgatum (switchgrass) is the source of this 1230-nucleotide messenger RNA. RefSeq lists its product as uncharacterized. Bases 60 to 941 code for a protein of 293 amino acids. NCBI's taxonomy places the organism in Eukaryota, Viridiplantae, Streptophyta, Magnoliopsida, Poales, Poaceae. The record is from RefSeq and is a predicted model, not a curated record. The transcript has 3 exons.